AUGAAGUGUGGGAAGACUGAGGAAGCUGAAGCUCUGUUCCGAAAGAUGACAAGAAAGGAUCUUGUUUGUUGGACAACAAUGGUGACAGGGUUUGCACAAGCUGGUAAGUCGCUGAAGGCUGUUGAGUUCUACAGAGGAAUGCAAAGGGAAGGGUUUGGUAGAGAUGGGGUUGUGAUGCUUGGUCUCUUACAAGCUUCUGCUGAUCUUGGAGAUCAGAAAAUGGGCUGUUCUAUAUAG
This is a messenger RNA of Eruca vesicaria subsp. sativa (arugula), 237 nucleotides long. NCBI's taxonomy places the organism in Eukaryota, Viridiplantae, Streptophyta, Magnoliopsida, Brassicales, Brassicaceae. The record is from the annotation of a GenBank genome assembly.